This is a messenger RNA of Triticum dicoccoides, 3296 nucleotides long. RefSeq names its product ABC transporter A family member 7-like. The record is from RefSeq and is a predicted model, not a curated record. Gene Ontology annotation, biological process: transmembrane transport; lipid transport. The coding region runs from base 121 to 2961 and encodes 946 amino acids. The transcript is spliced from 18 exons. NCBI's taxonomy places the organism in Eukaryota, Viridiplantae, Streptophyta, Magnoliopsida, Poales, Poaceae. Gene Ontology annotation, molecular function: ATP hydrolysis activity; ATP binding; lipid carrier activity. Gene Ontology annotation, cellular component: membrane; intracellular membrane-bounded organelle.
ACCCCUCGAUCGGUUUCGUCCCGAAUCCCAGCUCUCCUGAUUCUGAACGCCUCCAUGCGCAUCUGCUCCUCUUCCCCAUCUCCCCGCCUCCUCCUCCUCCAGACCUAAGCCAUCCUCCCCAUGGAUUCCCGGAGGCGCCCCGCGGGUUUCCUCACGCAGGCCAACGCGCUCCUCCGCAAGAACCUCUGCCUCCAGAAACGGAACCUCAAGACAAACAUUGGCAUCACCAUCUUCCCGAUCCUCAUCUGCGUUCUGCUCCUCGUGCUCCAGAACAUCAUCAACAAUGAGCUCGACAAGCCCAAGUACAACUGCGGUUGUGCCUGCGUCGACACCGACAUAUACGGGACCUGCAGGAAGAGGGAGUGUGGCGUCCAAUACUCGACGCUGGAGCAGAUCUGGAGCUGCGCGAUUCCCAGCCCGCCGCGGUGGCCAGCACUGAUUCAGGUUCCCCAGCCUCAGUUCCGGGCUGUCAGAACCGUCUCCCAGCCAUUUGAUGAUUUGCCCGAUCCGUCAUGCCGUGACUCUUUGUCUUGCCCUGCCAGUGUCCUCAUCACUGGAAAGGACCGAGGGUUUGCUGAAAGUGUUGCAGGAGGUCUGUUUCCUGUUUUCGCUCCCACUCUUAAUGUGACAGAUUAUCUUGAUGCUCUCUCCAGGAUAGUUGUUGGUUCAGACACCAUUCCAGGGUAUACACAAUUGGUAGAGCCUGCAUUUUCUUCUUCGGAUACUUUGUAUCUGCUCCAGCCUCAGUGUGUGCCCUACUUGUCGCAGACCAUUUCAUAUAAUGCCGGGGGCAUACCCCUCCUGCUAAAUAUACAGUGUGUUGAAGGUGUGUUGUUGUGGCGUGAGAGUACAUCAGUUAUCAAUGAUGUAUUAUUAAAGGGUUAUAUACAAAGAGGAGGAAAAACAAACGAGUUUAUUGCAGGUUAUGACUUCUUGAGCUCAACGGAGUAUGGCCUCGGUAUAAACGUGUGGUACAACUCUACCUAUGGCGGUAAAACCGCAUUUUCAUUUAUCGCAGCAUUACGAGUUCCACGCUUGGUGAAUGCUGUAUCCAACGCAUAUCUCAAAUAUAUCCGAGGACCUGGGAUGGAAGUGUUAUUGGAAUAUGUAAAAGAUAUGCCCAAAGUUGGAACAAGUUAUAGGUUCGACCUCUCUUCUCUUAUCAGUCCGCUAUUCUUCACAUGGAUCGUUGAACUGCUUUUCCCAGUUAUGUUGACGUAUCUGGUGUAUGAAAAGCAACAAAAGUUAAAAAUUAUGAUGAAGAUGCAAGGUCUGAAGGACGGACCUUACUGGAUGAUAUCUUAUGGUUAUUUCUUCAUUCUAUCGGUUGUGUAUAUGACAUUUUUUGUGAUUUUUGGAUCCUUGAUAGGUCUCAAUUUCUUCAGAGUCAAUAGCUAUGGCAUACAGAUUGUUUUUUUCUUUGUCUAUAUAAAUUUACAGAUUGCUUUUGCCUUUUUUGUGGCAUCUUUCUUUUCAUCUGUCAAGAUAGCCACAGUGAUUGGUUACAUCUAUGUAUUUGGCUCUGGCUUACUAGGGGCCUUUCUUUUCCGCUUUUUUAUUGAGGACAUAAAUUUUCCCCGUGGUUGGAUAUUAGUUAUGGAGAUUGUCCCAGGAUUUUCGCUCUAUCGAGGACUGUAUGAGCUUGGUCAAUAUGCAUUCUCUGGAAAUGCUAUGGGAGCCACUGGCAUGACGUGGGAAAAUUUGAAAGACCCAAUCAAUGGAAUGCGUGAUAUCUUGAUCGUAAUGACUGUAGAAUGGGCAUUGAUGCUUGUGUUAGCAUUCUAUUUGGAUCAAGUCUCUUCAAUAGGUGGCAGUGUAGGAAACCCCUUACUCUUCUUUAGAUGUCUGCAGAAGAAACAUGCACCACCAUUACAAAGUAGCUUUGUGCAGCAGAAUCAUAAAGUAGCCGUUGAUAUGGAAAAAGAAGAUGUUGCUCAAGAAAGACAAGUAGUUGAGCAAUUAUUGAUGGAUUCCAAUGCAAACCAAGCUAUCAUCUGUGACAAUCUGAGGAAGGUUUAUCCUGGAAAGGAUGGAAACCCAGACAAGCUGGCUGUGCGAGGAUUAUCUUUGGCCCUACCAAAAGGCCAAUGCUUCGGAAUGCUUGGCCCAAAUGGAGCUGGGAAAACAUCAUUCAUUAGUAUGAUGGUUGGACUUACUAAACCUACAUCUGGUACUGCUUAUGCACAUGGAAUGGAUAUAAGGAUGGAUAUGGAUAACAUAUAUACAAAUAUGGGCGUGUGCCCACAGCAUGACUUACUUUGGGAAACAUUGACGGGAAAAGAGCAUCUAUUCUUCUAUGCUAGGUUGAAGAAUCUUAAAGGUGCUGCAUUAGUGAAGGCUGUUAAUGAUUCUCUGAAAAGUGUAAAUCUGUUUCAUGGUGGUGUUGGUGAUAAGCAAGUGGGAAAAUACAGCGGAGGCAUGAAAAGAAGGCUCAGUGUGGCAAUAUCAUUAAUCGGAGACCCCAAAGUUGUCUACAUGGAUGAGCCAAGUACAGGACUAGAUCCGGCAUCAAGAAAUAACCUGUGGAACAUUGUGAAGGAGGCUAAGAGAAACCGUGCAAUUGUUCUUACUACACACUCGAUGGAGGAGGCAGAAGUACUUUGUGACCGACUUAGCAUAUUCGUCGAUGGCGAGUUCCAGUGCCUCGGAAACCCCAAAGAGCUGAAGGCAAGAUACGGGGGUGCAUACAUAUUUACUGUGACAACAUCUCCAGAACAAGAGCCGGAGAUCGAAGAGCUAGUCCAUCGUCUAUCACCAAGGGCAAACAAGAUCUACAGUCUUUCUGGCACUCAAAAGUUUGAGCUGCCGAAGCAGGAUGUGAGAAUAGCCGAUGUCUUUCAUGCAGUUGAGAGGGCGAAAAGCAGGCUCAGUAUACAUGCCUGGGGUCUCGUUGACACUACCUUGGAGGAUGUCUUCAUCAAGGUUGCCAAGGGAUCACCGGUGUUCAAUGAUGUUGCAUAGAUUGUAACCUGGAGAGUGUCUUCGUCAUGGACGGCCAAGGGACCCCAACCCCAAGCAUUCCAUGUGACUUCGUAGAUAAUCUUGUGAGUUCAUAGCAUGUAGGCUGUGCUAGGGUAAAAAAUCAUAGCAUGUAGUUUUUUUUAAGGGAAAACCUUAUUUAUAUAUGAUUUUUUAUGUGGUUCAACUUUUCGAGAGAAAGUGCAAAAAGGAAAAAGGAAAAACAGAGACAGAUUCUUGACAGUGUUAUUGCAGAGCAGAAUCGUUGGUUACUUUAGUUUGUCAGAUAGAUUUAUUUCCUGAACACUUUCUGAAAGUGAAAUUCCAUUUUGCAUUUC